ACUGUGCAUGGUCCCUCUGGUCUUCUGGUUGUUCCUCUGGGAUCUACAGUGGUUUUGCCCUGUUAUGUUGAUGAACCCUUACUAAUAAUGGGUCUGGAGGUGGAAUGGAGAAGAACAGACCCAGAGACUCUGGUUCAUCUGUAUCAAGAUGGUGAGAGUCAACCAGGGGCCCAGCAGCAGGAUUAUCUUGAUAGAGCUCAUUUCUUUACUGAUCAGAUUCAACAUGGAAACUUCGCCCUUCGUCUGGACAAUCUGAGAGCUAAAGAUCAGGGACAAUACACAUGCAAAGUUUACAGUCAGCAGGAUUAUGGUGAGACAGAGUUUCAAAUAAAAGUUGUUGAGCAUUUUCAAGUAUCAGGAUUGAGUCGCCCCAUAUCUGCGACUAUGGGUGAUGAUGUCACUCUGCACUGCUCUGUAGACUCUCACAUCAUAACUGAACACAUUAAAAUGGUUUCAUGGAAGAAAACAGAUGAAGACGAUAUUUUGGUUCUGCUCUACCAAGACAAUAAGGCUUUACCAGAUUUAUCAAAUGAGCAGUACAGAGAUAGAGUUGAGUUCUUCACUGAUGAAAUCCCCAAAGGAAACUUCUCUCUCAGACUGAAGAAUGUCGGAACUCGCGACAAAGGAGUUUACAUGUGUCAAGUGUUUGCUGGAAAUUUAUCUGCCAAUGCAACUGCAGAACUGGAGGGACUGGAUACCCUGAAGGACCUACCUGAGAGCCGUGAGUUUAGACCGAUGCUCACGGAGAACAUCAGAGAGCCGGGGGCAGAGGGGGUGGCGCGGACUGGUCUGGUUAAAAGUGGGCAGAAGUCAUCUAAGCAAGAUGUUAGAGUGGUGCAAAGAGUGUCAGUAGCAGUGUUAGUGUCCAAUGAUGAGAAUUGGUUAGGGGGAGGAAGUGUGGAUGAGACCAAAGAGGAUAGGUGGGAUGGUUUAACUGUGCAUGGUCCCUCUGGUCCUCUGGUUGUUCCUCUGGGAUCUACAGUGGUUUUGCCCUGUUAUAUUGAUGAACCCUUACUAAUAAUGGGUCUGGAGGUGGAAUGGAGAAGAACAGGGUCAGAGACUCUGGUUCAUCUGUAUCAAGAUGGUGAGAGUCGACCAGAGGCCCAGCAGCAGGAUUAUCUUGAUAGAGCUCAUUUCUUUACUGAUCAGAUUCAACACGGAAACUUUGCCCUUCGUCUGGACAAUCUGAGAGCUGAAGAUGAGGGACAAUACACAUGUAAAGUUUACAGUCAGCAGUAUUAUGGAGAGACUAAGAUUCAAAUAAAAGUUGUUGAGCGUUUGCUAGUAUCAGGAUUGAGUCGCUCCAUAUCUGCGACUGUAGGUGAUGAUGUCACUCUGAACUGCUCUGUAGACUCUCACAUCACAACUGAACACAUUAAAAUAGUUUCAUGGAGGAAAACAGAUGAAGACGAUAUUUUGGUUCUGCUCUACCAAGACAAUGCAGCUUUACCAGCUUUAUCAAAUGAGCAGUACAGAGAUAGAGUUGAGUUCUUCACUGAUGAAAUCCCCAAAGGAAACUUCUCUCUCAAACUGAAGAAUGUCAGAACUCGCGACAAAGGAGUUUACAUGUGUCAAGUGUUUGCUGGAAGUUUAUCUGCCAGUGCAACUGCAGAACUGGAGCGACUGGGUUUAUCUGUUUCACAGACAAUGGUGCUGAUUCUCUGUAUCUCUGCAUCUGGAUCUGCACUUCUGCUUUGUUGUCUGAUCUACUGCAAAUCAACUACUAAAGCAGAGUAA
Molecule: messenger RNA, 1737 nt
Organism: Megalobrama amblycephala (Wuchang bream)
Lineage: Eukaryota; Metazoa; Chordata; Actinopteri; Cypriniformes; Xenocyprididae
Product: butyrophilin-like protein 2
Exons: 8
Coding region: 88-1737 (549 amino acids)
Biological process (GO): cell surface receptor signaling pathway; negative regulation of T cell proliferation; positive regulation of T cell proliferation
Cellular component (GO): external side of plasma membrane
Source: RefSeq, a predicted model, not a curated record